AUGCAUCCUUCCAGCAAGGACAAGAAGGAGGAGAUCCUCAGUCGCCUAGCGAGCGCAUUGAGAGACGCAGAUGCGACAGAGGCGGCGCAGAGGACGAACCGGCGCAGCGGCGGAGAGGCGAGGGAGAGGAGGCGGAAGAAACGGACGCGAGAGACAGAAGACUGCCAGGAAGGCGGGAGCGAGGAGACGCCGGAGCCACCAGGCGCCGGGAAUCUCGCAGACGACCCGGGGCAGAGGGAGGCGACGCAGCAAGAGACGGGGAGGGCGGCGGAAGACGCAUCAGAGGAAGGUCGUGGGAAGCCACAGGGGAGCGGAGAGAGGAGCAAGGCGAAGAGAAACGGGCAAGGCGCGGAAGACGCAGGAGACCCAGGAGAGGACCGGCUCGGGACACGCGAGGGACCGGGAGGAAGAGAAGAAACCAGCCGAGCCGUCACACAGGAGUCGUGUAGGAGUCCGGCGGGAAAGGCAGGCGACGCCAAAACUGAGAAGAUCUCGAAGGGGAGACAACGCGAGACUGAAGAAGAAAAGUGUGAAGAGGAGACAGAGAGACAGCCAGCAAGAUGCGGCGAAUGCGGCAGAAGGCUGAACAAGAGAGCAAAGUUUUGUGGGGGCUGCGGCGCACCGGCCGGAGCGGCUGCGCGAGAGACACUGCGCGUCUUCAUUGAAAACCACUUUCUUCCCAUUCGAGAACAAGAAGUCGGCGAACACACGCGUCGCGUCGAGCGAGGAUUCUGGAAGUCCAUCCUCGAGGUGCUGGGCGACGUGGCUGUGUCCGAGCUCUCAGGCGUGCACUGGGAACGGUACCUAAAAGUCCUCAAGAAACGAAACUGCUCGCCGAGGACGCAAACCCUCCACCAAAUCGCCUACCAGGCCGCCCUUCGCUACGGUGUACACACCGGACGCCUGCCGCGAUCACACGAUUUCCGGCGAAUCCGCGGAUGCACAAAGCGCACCCUGCAGUCCGAGCCCCUUCGGGCGAGAGAGGUCCCACGGCUGUUGGAUGCAGCAGGAAGCGUCAUGCAUCGCGCCAUGUUUGCUGUGGGCAUCGGCAUCGGACUGCGACCGAGCGAACUGCUUCGCUUGCACUGGGAGGACAUUGACUGGAGAAGCAAUAUCGCGUCAAUUAGAGGCUCGAAAACAGCGGCCUCGCGCGCAGCCGUUCCCCUCACCGAUCUCGCAAGAAGAGAGCUCUUCAAAUGGUGGGAGAAGGAAGGCAGCCCGGCCUCGGGGCUGUGUUUCUACGCGGAGGGCGCGAGGCGGCCGUUCCAGAGUGGCAAGCGCGACGAGCAGCACGCGGCGGGCAGCGAGGAGGCGAACGGCGAGGCGGAAGAAGUUGGAAGAAAGGCGAAGAGCCCCAUGAGGAGCUUUAAGAAGGCCUUACAGGCUGCAGCGAAAAGAGCAUCCCUCGAGACAACCCCGGACGGCGAGCGCCGGCGAAUCUUCCCGUAUCUGCUGAGACAUUCUUUUGCCACGCUGGCGGCGACAUCGAAUCCGCCGGUGCCGUUGCCUGUUGCGCAGGCUGUGAUGCGUCACACGUCCUCGAAAAUGCUUCUCGACACCUACGCGAAAGCCGGUACUCUGGUCAUCAAAGAGGGCCUCAAGAACUUCAACGUCUGA
Molecule: messenger RNA, 1617 nt
Organism: Neospora caninum
Lineage: Eukaryota; Apicomplexa; Conoidasida; Eucoccidiorida; Sarcocystidae
Exons: 11
Coding region: 1-1617 (538 amino acids)
Biological process (GO): DNA integration; DNA recombination
Molecular function (GO): DNA binding
Source: RefSeq, a predicted model, not a curated record